AUGUUCAACGUAUCGAACGAUUAUUUCAUUUCUCCACCAUCCUCAUCAUCAUCGUCUUCAGCGUCGAUGAUUUUCAAUUCGAAUUCAUCUUAUCACCCAUAUUCACGAUUCCCCGCAUCACAUUAUCCAACCAAUGAAUUGCCAGCAUAUUCCCUCGGAACUAAUCAUUCGGCUUGGAAUGAACUCGAAACUAUUAGUGAACGACAACCAGGUGUUCCUCGCAUUUUUAAACGACGUGUAUCAGCUAAUAAAAAGGAACGUCGUCGCACAUUGUCCAUUAAUACUGCCUUUUCUGACCUGCGCACAGCCAUACCGAAUGUUCAACCAGAUACGAAAUUAUCCAAAAUUAAAACACUGAAAUUAGCGACGAAAUACAUCGAGUAUUUGCUGGAUAUUCUUGCUAAAGACGAUCCAACGGCAAUGCCGAGUGCAUUCAAGGCCGAUAUAACAAGAACUCGAAAAGAAUCACGAGAAUCCAACAAAUACGACACACGGAAAUCCAAAGAACGAACUGGGUGGCCCCAAACGGUCUGGCAAUCGGAAUUGAACCGUCGCGAAACGAGUAAUCUGUAA
Adineta ricciae is the source of this 573-nucleotide messenger RNA. NCBI's taxonomy places the organism in Eukaryota, Metazoa, Rotifera, Eurotatoria, Adinetida, Adinetidae. The record is from the annotation of a GenBank genome assembly.